AACUGUAGAAAAUAUCUUCCACCUGGAAAGUACACGUGCCAGGACAACAGAACCCUCCAUGAGAAUCUCUCUCUACAAGGAUUAAUGCCCAAAAUAUCUGUCUCUUUUCAUCUCUGGCACGUUUUCUGGCUUCAUGAACAUUCCGGAAGAUUACUCAUUCACCGAAAGAAGGCUCUGUUUCUCUCUUUAUCUAUCGCUCAGAUAUUUUUUCUCCAAAUCGAGAAAUUCAUAUAAUCAAUCACCACCGCCAUUGAAGACCCACUAUAAAAGAACAACCUUUCCCUACUUUCUAUUCGCUUCUUGUCCUUCAGAGUUUCAUGCCUGUCAAUUAGUCCUCUGCUUUAUUCUACAAAGCAUAUAUAUUCCCCAAUUUUCGAAUUCAGUAAUAGUGUUGGGUGGUUAUGGUGAUGGAGAGGGAGUCUCAACAAGGGUUAUUGCCUUCUUAUUAUAGCAUUCUUGGUGUCAGUAUCGAUUCUUCUGCGGAUGAUAUAAGACGCGCUUAUCGCAAACUUGCCAUGCAAUGGCAUCCAGACCGAUGGACCAGAACACCUUCUCUUUUGGGUGAAGCCAAGCGAAAAUUCCAGCAAAUUCAAGAAGCCUAUUCAGUGUUGUCAGACCAGAGGAAGAGGACCUUGUACGAUAUGGGUUUCUAUGACCCUGAUGAAGAAGAAGAAGAAGAUGAGGGCUUUUGUGAUUUUGUAGAGGAAAUGAGGUCUCUGAUGGCCCAGAACAAGGACAAAAGUUGCAGCACGGAUGAGCUACAGAAAAUGUUGAUGGAAAUGGCACAAGGAUCCCAGUUUUCCUCCUGGCCCUGCGGGCCUACAGUUAUUGGAGAUUUUGGAUACUCGGAGAGUCUGCAAUGGAAUUCGGACUUACUGAUGGGGAGAAAUCCACCACAAUUUGAUACCUCAAAAUGGCAGAUGUAUGGAACAGGCAGUUAUUGGAGAUAGGGGAUGAGAGACUUAUAAUCUGGACAAUUCAUCAAAGUUACAAGACUCCAAAGCUUGACAAUGGAAGCACUAUGUAUGAUCAUAUGUUGGGUUAUUUGUCCUGACAAACAAUUAUGGUUAUCCUUUGUGAUAGGCCUUUUUGUAAAUGUGAGCCAGCUUAAGAUUUUCUUUCGUCUUGGUGUACUAUUUCUGGUCUGUUUUGAGGGAGCUGGUUUUGUUGUAUGUUUGCUAAAAAGUCUGUAAACAGAUUUCUGAUUAUGACCAGGAAUUUCAUA
Messenger RNA from Tripterygium wilfordii, 1225 nucleotides. RefSeq names its product chaperone protein DnaJ-like. Bases 402 to 950 code for a protein of 182 amino acids. The transcript is spliced from 5 exons. The record is from RefSeq and is a predicted model, not a curated record. Lineage: Eukaryota; Viridiplantae; Streptophyta; Magnoliopsida; Celastrales; Celastraceae.